AUGGGGGAUCAGUUUGAUCCUGAUCCGGCGACCAUGCAAGCAGCCAUCACUCAGCUGGUGGGACUGGUGACAGGGCUGCAAGGCGAGGUGCAGCGCCUGGCGACACUGCAAGCGACCCCCCCGGCAGCUCAGGCAGCACCCGCACAGGCUGCAAGCUCAGAGGUACCAAACAUCCAAGACGACGAGCUGCUCGACCGCUUCGUCCGAGGGCUCAAGCCGCGCACGCGCAUGGAAGUUACCAUGCGCGAACCGGCCACCUUUGAGGACGCGGUCAAGCUGGCGGACCGCAUGGACUCCCUCUUCUCCCCCGGGUUUGGGUUGGAUCGCCAGCCAAAAGGGCGAUCAACCACCUACACCCCGGUCCCUAUCCUCUCUCGUCCUGCUUCUAACCCUGUCGCUGACCCUGUUCCUAUGGAGAUCGAUGCAUUGAGACGUAGGCUGCUCCCGCUAACCGAUGCCGAGAGGGAUCGGUUACGGAAGAUUGGUGGUUGUUUCAGGUGUCGCCAGACUGGUCACAUUGCGACUAACUGCCCUCUUGGUACCUCCUCCCCUGCGCAGAACCCCCGGGUCAAUCAAGCCGAGCGCUCGGCAACACCCACCGAGCACCCGGACCUGAUCGACUUCGGCCCUGAGCCUAGGCUUCCGGAAAACUUCACGCCCCAGUAG
Klebsormidium nitens is the source of this 666-nucleotide messenger RNA. The record is from the annotation of a GenBank genome assembly. NCBI's taxonomy places the organism in Eukaryota, Viridiplantae, Streptophyta, Klebsormidiophyceae, Klebsormidiales, Klebsormidiaceae.